UUUUUUUUUUUUUUUUUUUUUUAAGAAAAGUAAUUGCCAGAAACAUAAAAUAUGAAAGCGGAUUGAAGGUCCAUUCACAUCUAGAAUUUAGUUUUAGGUGGAAGUGGUCUGCCUCAGAAACCUCAGAGCCCUGUGACUUAGCUAAUAAUAUGUCAUUUCCCCCCUUGUUGAAGCAAGAAUUCACUUGUAAAGGUUUAAACUCUCCCUUACACAGGCCAGGACUAUGUGUGUGAGGUAUUUCUGUGUAAUGCUGUGUACAUAUUGUUGUAGACACUUGAAGGAAAGUGUCCGUGGAGUGAAGGAAAGGGGGGAAAAAAUGCUCAUUAAUAUAUUCAUCCACGUUUAGGAGUUUUUAUGUUGAUAAAAUGCUUAAAAUAAUAAAAAUGAAACACUCAACGUCCUGUGGUUUAUUUCGUGGAAGGAGCAGGUGGGUCUUAAAUUAAGACCACACGUCCCCUGAACACAUGGAGGCCUGGAGAAAGCUCUAAAGCCUGAAAGCCUCCUGAACCUACUAGACAAAGAGGAGCUGCGUAGAGUCCAGAGGGAACUCCAGCUGAGGAUCAGGAAGGGGAAGGACAGCUACAGGAGGAGACUGUUGGAGCAGAACAACACCAGGGACAUCUGGAGAGGACUGCAGACCAUCGCAGGCCAUGGAAAAGGAGUGGGGAGGAACCCAGUUGGAAUCUGUUCUUCAACAGAUUUGAUUCUGCCCCCCCUCCCUCUCUCACUCCCCCUGACCCCUAUCUCACUCCCCCUGACCCCUAUUCACACCUCCCCUGGCCGGCUCCCCCUCCCCCUGCCCCUCCACUCCUCAGCCUGACACCUUCAACACCUAAGGGUCAUGUUUUUUUACUUCUCCAGUGCUUUUAACACCAUCCAGCCUUCACUGCUCAGAGUGAAGAUGGAAAAGGUGGGAGUAGACCAACACCUGGCUGCGUGGACAACAGACUACCUCACCAACAGACCUCAGUUUGUGAAGCUCCAGCACUGUGUGUCUGACGUGGUGCUCUGCAGCACAGGUGCCCCUCAGGGUACGGUGCUCUCCCCCUUCCUCUUCACCCUCUACACCUCGGACUUCACCCACAACACCGCCCACUGCCACAUCCAGAAGUUCUCCGAUGACACAGCCGUCGUUGGAUGUGUUUCAGAGGGGGACGAUCUGGAAUACAGGACCAUCAUCAGGGACUUUGUCAGAUGGAGUGAGCUAAACCAGCUUCAGCUCAACACCAGCAAGACAAAGGAGAUGAUCGUAAACUUCCAGAGGAAAGCAUCCCACUUCACACCGGUGAACAUCAAGGGAUCCGACAUAGAGGUGGUGCAGAGCUACAGAUUCCUGGGUGUUCACCUCAACAAUAAACUGGACUGGACUGAUAACACCCAUGCUCUCUACAAGAGGGGCCAGAGUCGUCUCCACCUGCUGAGGGGGCUGAGGUCCUUCGGAGUAUGCAGGGCUCUCCUCAGGACUUUUAAUGACUCUGUGGUGGCCUCAGCCAUCCUUUAUGUUGUGGUCUGCUGGAGAGGAGGCAGCAUGGACAGGGACAGAAGCAGACUAAAUAGACUUAUUAGAAGAGCGAGCUCUGUCCUGGACUGUCCUCUGGACUCCAUAGAGGAAGUGGGUGAGAGGAGGAUGUUAGCCAAGCUGACAUCCAUCAUGGACAACCCCUCUCACCCCCUACAUGACACUGUGGGGUCUCUGAGCAGCUCCUUCAGCAGUAGACUGAUACACCCACGGUGGAAGAAGGAGAGGUUCUGCAGGUCCUUUAUCCCUGCUGCUGUGAGACUUUACAACACCUGUACCUGAUCAUGUUGUAGUCUCCUGUUCAUGUCCCAUUGCUAUUUUUUUGUUCUUCUUUGUUUUGUUUUGUUUUGUUUCACUUAUGUUCUACCUUAAUACUUGUUUUGCAAAUCUGCACAUUCUUAAAUCUGCACAUUCUUAAAUCUGCACAUUUUACUUUAGUACUUUUUGUAAAUAUGUACACUUGUGUUUCCCUCCUUGGUUUCUAUUUUUUCGCUGCUGUUAAC
This is a messenger RNA of Larimichthys crocea (large yellow croaker), 2022 nucleotides long. RefSeq lists its product as uncharacterized. The record is from RefSeq and is a predicted model, not a curated record. Gene Ontology annotation, molecular function: methyltransferase activity; 2-oxoglutarate-dependent dioxygenase activity. NCBI's taxonomy places the organism in Eukaryota, Metazoa, Chordata, Actinopteri, Sciaenidae. The transcript is spliced from 2 exons. Bases 842 to 1801 code for a protein of 319 amino acids.